AUGGCACGAAAGAAAUCUGCAACAGCCAAGGCCCGAGAGGCAGAUGGCGAUGUUCAUCCUAAGGAUACGAUCCACUCGAAAGCUGUCCUCGACUUCGACACGGACAGUGAAGCUGAAAGCGCUCCACAAGCCAAUGCUUCUAAGAAACGAAAGGCUACCGACGAUGCUGAGGAGUCCGGAUUCAAGAUUAAUACCGAAUAUGCUAAGCGAUUCGAACACAACAAAAAACGAGAGGAGUUACACCGCCUUGAAGAAAAGUACGGUAAAUCUGCUUCAAAGCGCCAGAAAACCGGCGGCUUAGACGACGAUUCUCUUGCGUCAUCUGACGAAUCUUCAUCUUCGUCGGAAGAUGAAGAUGAGUUUGGUGAACUGGUCACAAACGGCAUAGAUGCCCAGAUUAAAGCAACAAUCAAUGCCAUUCGAUCGAAGGACCCACGAGUGUACGAUGUCGAAGCCAAGUUCUUCGACGAAGACGCUGAAGACGGUGAUGACAAGGCACCAAAGGAAAAGACCUUGACAUUGAAGCAGUAUCACCAAAAGAAUAUCAUGGAGGGUUAUACUGGUGGUGAGGACGGGGACGCGCCACCGAGGACCUACGUUGAGGAACAAGAACACCUUAAGCGAACAGUUGUUGGGGAGAUGCACGCUGCCGCCGAAGGGUCGGAUGAUGAAGUAGAUUUUUUGGUUCGCAAACCGAAGGAGCCGGAACCGGAAGCCAACGAAACACCCGACGUCGCACUACCAGAAGACCCCGAGGCGGACCCUGAGAAGUAUUUAGACGCCUUCUUUACAACAAAAGCCUGGGUACCAAAGGGUGUCGCUGGAAGUGUCCCAUUUGAGUCAGAUGAUGAAGAGGAGGAAGAUGCUGCAGAGGAGUUUGAACAGAUGUACAAUAUGAGAUUCGAGGACCCAACCGUCGAGGACAGGUCGAAGAUCGUCACGCAUGCCAGAGAUAUUGCGAAACAAAAGUCGCUUAGAAGGGAGGAGAAGAGCAAAAGGAAGAAGGCAAGAGACGAAAAGAGGGCACGAAAGGAGAGAGAAGAGGAAGAGAAAAACGCAGAGAAGAACCGCUUGAGAAAGUUGAGGAUAGAAGAAAUGGAAAAGAAAAUCAAAAUGGUAAGGGAGGCUGGAGGUCUUGAGAUUCAGGUUGAGGCCGAGGCCGUUGAUGAGAAGUGGAAGAAGUUUCUCGAUGAUGCAUGGGAAGACGAAAACUGGGAGCAACAGAUGGGCGAUCUCUACGGCGAUAAAUAUUACGACGAGAAAGAGGACCUUAGAGAUGAAGAAGAAGAAGAAGAAGGAGAAGAAAUUGGGGGUAAAAAAUCGAAGAAGCCAAAGAAACCGACAUGGGAUGACGAUAUUGAUAUCAACGAUCUUGUCCCUGACUUCAAGGAGGAUGAUUCUAUGUCUGAUGCUGAAGAUGCUGAGGAAGGAGGCGUCGCACUUGAAGAGCCUGUUGUUGCAGAAGCUUCAUCUACAGUGGCGAAGCCGAAGAAGGGUGCGAAGAAAGAUAAAAGGGCGGAUAGGUUGCUUCGUGCUCAGAUUGAAACAUACGUGGACGACAAGAUGCCGCUUUCUCUCCCUGGAUCUUCAAAAAAUUCCAGCGCUACCUUCCGUUACCGCGAAGUUACCCCAGAAUCUUUCCAACUUACACCAACAGACAUUUUAUUUGCGGGUGAUAAGCAGCUGAAUACUUAUGCUGGACUGAAAAAACUGGCGUCAUAUCGGGAUGAUGCAAAGAAAUUAAAAGAUAGGAAGAGGUAUGCCAAAAACAAGGGCUUCAAGCUGAGGGAAUGGAGAAAGGAAGUAUUUGGAAAGGCUGAGAUUAGUUGGGAGGAACUUAAUGAUGGCGGUAAGGGUGAUAAACUGGCGAAGAAGGCUAAGAAAGCUUCGAAAGAAAAGAGUGAUAAACCAAAAACCGAAGGUGAUGACCAAGGGGCUGCUUCCGCUGAGAAGAAGAAGAAGCGAAGACGGAAGAACAAGGGUACAAAAGAAGCGGCUGACGUCGAGGCUUAA
Messenger RNA from Orbilia oligospora ATCC 24927, 2013 nucleotides. RefSeq lists its product as uncharacterized. Gene Ontology annotation, cellular component: nucleolus; 90S preribosome. Gene Ontology annotation, biological process: endonucleolytic cleavage in ITS1 to separate SSU-rRNA from 5.8S rRNA and LSU-rRNA from tricistronic rRNA transcript (SSU-rRNA, 5.8S rRNA, LSU-rRNA). NCBI's taxonomy places the organism in Eukaryota, Fungi, Ascomycota, Orbiliomycetes, Orbiliales, Orbiliaceae. The record is from RefSeq and is a predicted model, not a curated record. The transcript has a single exon. The coding region runs from base 1 to 2013 and encodes 670 amino acids.